GAGCUGUUUUUUGAUUGGCUACAGCUGUGAAUAUCGACCAAUCAAAACAUCUAGCGUACAGAGGAUCCUUGAGGACGACGCCAUUGAAGCAAAUUAAAACAGAAAAUAUCCCAAGUAAAGUAACAAAAAUGGCAGACAACGAGAAUGAAGCUGAACUUUUGGACUAUGAAGAAGAAGAGAAUGAAGCUACCGCUGAUGGAGCCGGAGAUGUCCAGCAACAAAUAAAGAAAGAUGUGAAAGGAACAUACGUGUCCAUCCACAGCUCUGGGUUCAGAGACUUUCUUCUGAAACCCGAGUUGCUCCGAGCCAUUGUUGAUUGCGGUUUUGAACAUCCUUCAGAAGUUCAGCACGAAUGCAUCCCACAAGCAAUUUUGUCUAUGGAUGUGCUGUGUCAAGCAAAAUCUGGUAUGGGAAAGACAGCUGUGUUUGUAUUGGCAACUCUUCAACAACUGGAACCUGUUGAUGGCCAGGUGUCGGUGCUUGUUUUGGCACAUACCAGGGAACUAGCUUUCCAGAUAAGCAAGGAAUAUGAACGGUUCAGCAAAUACAUGAACAGCACAAAGAUAGCAGUCUUCUUUGGCGGAAUGUCCAUCAAGAAGGAUGAAGAGGUCCUCAAAAAGAACUGCCCACAUAUUGUGGUGGGAACCCCAGGAAGGAUCCUGGCCCUUGUAAGAUCAAAACAACUUGUCCUGAAGCAUGCCAAGCAUUUCAUAUUGGAUGAAUGUGACAAAAUGUUAGAAGAACUUGACAUGAGAAGAGAUGUUCAGGAGAUAUUCAGGGCGACUCCCCAUGAGAAGCAGGUCAUGAUGUUUAGUGCCACCCUCAGCAAAGAUGUCCGACUAAUCUGCAAGAAGUUUAUGCAAGAUCCUAUGGAAGUGUAUGUGGAUGAUGACUCCAAGCUCACCCUUCAUGGUCUACAGCAGCACUAUGUUAAACUGAAGGACAAUGAGAAGAACAGAAAGCUUUUUGAGCUUCUUGAUGUUCUCGAAUUCAACCAGGUGAUAAUCUUUGUCAAGUCUGUCCAGAGAUGUAUGGCCCUAGCACAGUUGUUGGUGGAACAGAACUUCCCAGCUAUUGCUAUCCAUAGAGCUAUGACACAGGAGGAAAGAUUAUCUCGUUAUCAACAGUUUAAGGAUUUCCAGAAAAGAAUUCUGGUAGCCACAAAUUUGUUUGGACGUGGAAUGGAUAUUGAGAGAGUAAACAUUGUGUUUAACUAUGACAUGCCUGAGAACUCUGACACAUAUUUACACAGGGUGGCUCGAGCUGGAAGAUUUGGUACCAAAGGUCUCGCCAUCACAUUUGUCUCUGAUGAGAAUGAUGCCAAGGUGUUGAAUGAUGUUCAGGAACGAUUUGAGGUCAACAUCACAGAACUACCAGAUGAGAUUGACAUCUCCUCGUAUAUUGAGGGUCGAUGAAAGCCUAGUGACAAAGAUAAAGAGUGACUUAGCAGGAUUCUCCAUGUACAGUGUAAAUAAACAUUGUGAUCACUUCUCAUCAUAUCAUAGUGACUCGUCUUCAUCUGCCUCGUUCAUGUCUGUGAUUUCAAAACUGGAAAACGUGAUACAUGAGGAAAUCAUGAUGACCAAUUCCAGGUUUUCUACAACAAGAAGGGAAAACCAGGAAGACAAAAAAUAUGUACUUUUUGAACAAAUUCUUUUUGCGUUUGUUGGGGGGGGUUGUGAUAGCACAAAGAAGUUAUGUGGAAAAAAAUUGAAUAAAACUACUUGGGAUCAAAAUA
Molecule: messenger RNA, 1738 nt
Organism: Pecten maximus
Lineage: Eukaryota; Metazoa; Mollusca; Bivalvia; Pectinida; Pectinidae
Product: spliceosome RNA helicase DDX39B
Exons: 10
Coding region: 129-1415 (428 amino acids)
Biological process (GO): mRNA splicing, via spliceosome; mRNA export from nucleus
Molecular function (GO): RNA helicase activity; ATP binding; RNA binding
Source: RefSeq, a predicted model, not a curated record